CGAUGGGUUUGUUUGGGUUUAAAGAGCUGGCUGUUGGUCGGGAAAUGGGACGCAUUGAAAAUAUGAAAACAUUACAGUGUCAGUGUUAAAUAUGCAUUAUCUCAGGGAACGCACAAGACCAAUACAGGACUUCAAUCCUGCACCACUGUCGGGAUUGGUUUAACCUCCUUCAUGAGGGACAGGAUCAGACAAUUGGGCGAUCCUUCAGGCUCAGAAAACAGCUAUGGAGUUCCGCUUCGGAAAUGUGAUUUUCAGCUCCAAAUUCGACUCGGGUAAUUUGGCACGGGUUGAGAAAGUGAGCACUGAGCCAGAGGUGGAAUCUCAAUUACCGGGGACCGGGAUAGCCAUAUCGGGACUCCUGGCUGGGGGGGCUUCUAACCCGGACUAUGAGUUCAACGUUUGGACUAAACCCGAUUGCGCAGACACGGAGUUCGAAAAUGGGAACAGGUCCUGGUUCUAUUUCAGUGUCCGUGGCGCAGUCCCGGGAAAGGUUAUUAAAAUCAAUGUGAUGAACAUGAACAAGCAAAGCAAGCUGUACUCGCAGGGCAUGGCGCCGUUCGUGAAGACGUUGCCCGUGAAGACCCGCUGGGAGAGGUUGCGCGACAGACCAACCUUUGAGGUGCGUUGCCAUGGCGGCAGAUCAGCUGGGUAUAGCGCUUACGCAACCCGAGAUGGCUGCCGUUUUAAAUCUCAGAUGGUAGAGAACCAGUUCAUUCUGUCUUUCCAUCACCGCUUUCUGGAAGCUCGUGGGACCACGACGUACUUCGCCUUCUGCUACCCGUUUUCCUACACCGAAUCCCAAGACAUGUUACAGCAGCUGGAUCAGAAGUUUGUCAACUUUAUGCACCUUAGUCCCAGCAGUCCCCUAGACUCUGUGUACUACCACCGGGAGGCGCUGUGCCUGUCUCUGGAGGGCCGCCGUGUCGACCUCAUCACCAUCACCUCCUGCCAUGGGAUGAUGGAGGAGAGGGAGCCUCGGCUCGACAAGCUGUUUCCAGAGAGCCACAACCCCCGGCCUCACCGAUUCGCCGGGAAAAGGGUGUUCUUCCUGAGCAGCAGGGUCCACCCGGGCGAGACUCCCUCCAGCUUCGUCUUCAACGGCUUCCUCAACUUCAUCGCGAAGCAGGAAGACCCGCGUGCCCAGAUGCUGCGCAGGAUGUUCGUAUUCAAGCUCAUCCCCAUGCUCAACCCGGACGGGGUGGUCCGGGGACACUACAGAACGGACUCUAGAGGGGUCAACCUCAACCGCCAGUACCUUAACCCCAGCUGGGAGCUCCACCCCUCUAUAUACGGUGCCAAAGCUGUGAUCCUGUACCACCACCUGCACAACCGCGUGGGGCCGGACGGUCCGGACUGGAGGACUUUUGCCUCACCCCUGUCCUCGAACCCGCUAAGCACAAGAUCUUCCAACCAUUCCAACAUGGGUCAGCGCAGCCCGCCUCCACGGCAACAGGCCCCGCCCCCCGUGCCGUCACGCCUCACCGUGGCCGAGCUGAGCCGGAAUCUCCGCAACGGCGAAAGCGAACUCGGCGAGGGCGACCUCUUCGGCGGCUCAGGUUCCACCCCCGAGAUCGCUAUGGUGACGGAGGAGGAGAAUGGGGGCGGGCCCUGGGGCAUGCCAUUGGAGGCGGAGUCCCGGAAGGGGGUGGAGCCCGACGGCGAGGGGGAGGGGCCCUGCGACCAGAACGAGGCUCCGCCCCUGCCACACGCCUUUAAAGCACCCACGCCGCCCCCUCGCCACGAGGCCCCCCCUAGUCUGACCGCCAAGGACGUGCCCCCCGAGGAGAGCGGCAUGGCCUUCUACGUGGACCUCCACGGCCACGCCUCCAAGCGGGGCUGCUUCAUGUACGGGAACAGCCUAUUGGAGGAGAGCGAGCAGGUGGAGAACUUACUUUACCCAAAGCUGAUCUCCAUCAACUCGCCACACUUUGACUUCAUGGGCUGCAACUUCUCCGAGAAGAACAUGUACGCCAAAGACAAGAGGGACGGCCAGUCGAAGGAGGGAAGCGGACGAGUCGCCGUCCACAAAGCCAUCGGGGUCAUCCACAGCUACACACUGGAGUGCAACUACAACACGGGACGCUCUGUGAACACCAUUCCCCCGGCCUGCCAUGACAACGGCAGGGCCACCCCGCCCCCUCCCCCAGCCUUCCCCCCCAAAUACACGCCCGAAAUCUACGAGCAGGUGGGCAGGGCAGUUGCUGUGGCAGCACUGGACAUGGCAGAGUGUAACCCUUGGCCGCGCCUCGUUCUGUCGGAGCACAGCUGCCUGGGGAACAUGCGCGCCUGGAUGCUCAAGCACGUUCGGAACAGCCGCGGGACCAACGGUGGCUGCAAGAAGGGUGGAUCCAAACCCUCGCCCAAGGGCUUCACCACGGGUCUGACCACCUCAGCUUCGGAGAAUGCCCUUAGCCGCGUCCGUGGCAAUGGGACGGUCGCCAACGGCAGCCAGCAGAUCUCCCCCCAGCUGAAGAGCUCACCCAGCUUCACGUUCGGCUGCAGCCAGUCCCCCCGCGGCUCCGGCCCGCCGCCCAGGGCCCUGGGCCCCGUACGAGAGUCAAAAACUCAGGAGAAGAGGCGGGCCCACCAGCGCUCAAUGCGAACCGCCGCAAGCAACCCCAGCCUCCACCACCACCCGUCCCCCUCCCUUCUCCCUCUCUCCCCAUCCUCUUCCUCCUCCUCCUCUUCCUCGGCCGCCGCGGUGACGGCCAAACCCGGGUCCACGGUGGGCCUGGGUCCAGGCCCCUGCACCAUCCCCGCCUCCUUCAGCAUGGCAGGUCUGUACACCCUCCAGGCCCCCAGCCUCUCCAAGCUGCUCCCCUCCCUGCAGGCCAUGCCCAAGGCCCACCUCCUGAACCGGGCCUUCGGGAAGAAACUGAGCCCCCUGCUUCAGCAGGGCCUACCUCUACCCCUCCCCCCGCUGGCCUUCCUCAACGACGUCACCAGCUCCCUGAGCUCCGGCCAGGCGGGGAGGGCUGCCAAAGAGUGAACAAAUGAGAGAGAGAGAGAGAACGAGAGAGAGCCAGCAAACGAGAGAGAGCGAUAGAGACCAAGAGAACAAAGGAAGGUGGCCCAUGUAGUGUUCCCGACCCUUAUCAUCUCCUCCCAUACAGGACCUCUUGUGGCUGGGAUCGUUUAGAAGCGGCUUCUGUUUUAGACGUGAAUCUGCUUUUGCAGACUUGUGAAGUGGUGUUUACUCCGUGGGUCUUUUUAUACUUUCCUUCUUUAGCAGUUUGCGGUAGUUGUCUUUCGGCAGUCUGUUUGUACCCACAGAAGCGCCUCAUAGUCGUAGUGCCAAACGGAAGUCUACCGUUAUUUUAAACGCGGUUCAAGCGCGUUUUAAACCCGUGGAGGCUAGAGCGCGGAUCGCGGCGUCUGUGGAGACCAUGAAAUCGUAUUCUCUGUAACUCGCCUACUGUGGAAGUUUUUCCAGCUAUGGCUGCCGUAGGCCAACACCCCCUUUUGGGAAUUCGGAACUAUGACACUGUGGCCAGUUGGGGUAAACAUCACAUCGAUCUAUAUUAAAUCUAACCAGAGUAGUACCUAUUUAAUCUAACCUAUGAAGUACUUCCGCUCUUUCUAACUGCUGAUAUAAAAGCAGAUAUAAUGUCGCACAAGGAAGGGCGAAAUGUAACACAUGCGUACAGUUAUUGCUCAUAUUUCACAUUAUGGUGCACAUUGCGGUCUGACUAACUCUGGGCCAUAUUGUUGCUCUUCGAUUUCAAGGAAUGUGUAUUGUAAUGUGCUGCUUUCUUUAGUUUUUUUUGUUUUUGUUUUUGAUAUUUUAUUAUUUUGUAUUUUUUUUUAUUCUUUAUUUUCCAAAAGAUACUUUUGAGUUAGUGAUGUAAAAGUCCAAAUACUCAUUCCCUGACUGGAAACGACAGACGUGGAUUUGUGUAGGACGUAGUCCUUCUGGAAUGGAGAAAGUUUGUUUUAAAAUGCUCUGAAAAGCCCCUCGAUUCAGGGAAUAAUGCCUCAGAGCUGCAUGUGAUGUGAACACACAAUCCUCACCAAUUAUUUUCAUUUGAGAAUAAUUCCUUCUUUUUAUUUUUGUUGUUGUGUAUCUCCAUUCAGCAGUUUUUUUUAAAGCAGCAUAUUAACGCAUGGCUUGGACUCGGAAUGAACUAUUUUUGAAUAUAAAGGUGACCAUGUAUUACAAUUUGAUUUUACAAAUCAUACACUCUGGGCAAUCCGUAAUAACCUUAUUGAUAUAAGAUAUAGUUAUGAAAUACAUUGGUUAGGUGUUUCUUUUUUAAAUUAAUGAAUAAAACCAAUAUAAUAACGAAGCGAAACGCUCUUUGGAACCCACCAAAAAAAAACCAAAAAAAAAAACUGAACUUUGUUUUCUGCCACCUUGCACUUUAAAAAAAAAAAGAAAAAUUAAGAAAUGUUAACUAAUGUAAAUACUAGACAUGUAUGCGUUACAUGUCCCAGACACUAUUCCUAUGUUUGUCAGAAUGUAACCGUAGCCAUAGGACACAGUCGAACCACAGUUAUUCUGUGCUUUCUCCAGCAAUGUAGCAACUCCGUUUCAGAAUAUGUCAAUUUGUAUACUUUAACCAUUUAUCCGCCUGGAUAGUUUUUAAUUCCAGAGCUAUACCCGGCCGGUAUUUUGUACAGUGUUGUUGUUCAUACUUUUUUUUUUAUUAUUGUAUUUUUUAAUAAUCCCACGUGCUGGAAAUUUCUACUGUAAAAGACUAGAAUUUCACCGAGAACCCUGUGCCAUACGCAGUUUCACUGAAACAUAACACAUUUCGUCUUAUGUGAUUUUAUUUUCUCGAUGUUUUUAUUCAGGAAAGCCUUUUGUUACAGCAGUCUAGCUGAAGGGUCUGACUGAGAUUUAAUUUGUAGUUUAUGCUUGCCCGGCACGUUCAUUCUUGUGUUAAACGCAAGACGGCUAUGCACACGUUUAUUUUUCCAUUUUUAUUUGUCAUUUGUAUUAAAACGGGAAAACAGCAUUUCAGUGUGAAAACAGAAUGCCAUAUAUACUGUACUUUAUCAAAACGGUCAACCUAAGGGUGUGAUUUACGCUGUCAUAAAAUGUAUAUGCUUAAACUGUAAUGUGUUGCGCGACUAUAUGCGUUUAUGGCUGAAGUUAUAUGGGUAGUUACGGGAACGGUAGAUUUGUAGUCGCUGCAGUUUAUGGUGCCAUACAGGCUAAUAGGACACAGUUUCUUUGCGUUCCGCUUUUUCAGUUGGAACCGCAUGAAACUGAACUAAAAAAGAGAUUCAUCUUUUUUUAAAGAUUCAAGUGUGCACGCUCUCUUUAUCAGAAUAGGUGUUGAAUGAUGUAUACAUUUUUGGAUCACAAAAACGUGUUUUGGUAGAAAUUGACGCUAAAAAAAAUUGUCUGUUGACCUACUGUGCGGUGCACACCCAAGCAUCCACAGAGGACCUAGACGACAGGGCAUUCCUUGGACAGUUUGUGGUAGUGUUGGUGUACUUGGUGUAAGUGGUUGCUGGGUACUGGUGGUAAGGAUAUUUUUAAAGCACGCGCUUUGAAACCUACCUGCUGUUGGUUGUCCUAAUGUGUCUCUUGAACUGGCUACGUGUUUAUCAGAACUAUUCCACAUUAAAGAAAAGGAAAUGUGGUUUAACCGUUGUUGGAAGUUGCUCACUGUUGACGUGAUGUCACAUUGUUUGUACUAAGUGCCAUGUGUUGCCUUUUAUUCCCAGCAGUGGUAUUAUAACAAAGCUACAUGUAGAUAUCUAUUUAUAUAAAGCCUAUACAUAUAUCUUCAAUUUGAUAACUCCGUUUUAGUUUCUUCUUUGCUAUUGUAUUGUAUUUUAAGGCUCAGAUUGUGCUAUCCUUUUCUCUUGUUCCAGUAAAAAAAAUAUGUAUUUCACCUUGGAAACUGCAAAUCUGAAAGAAUCUGUGCCAUAAUCACUUUUUGCUGCUGAACGGUUAGAGAUUAUUUUGCACGAUGAAAGCAAAACCCUUGACCAGUGGCGGGUUCCACGUGGGAUUGAAGCAAGAACUCCCUCCCUCAAGAACUGGAUAAGACUGAGAGCAGUAAUCCUAUAAAGACGUUCUUGUUUUUUUAUUAAGCAUUAAUAAUUAAAACCUUUUCUAAAGCUGCAUUGUACGUCAGAAUAUUUUCACUUUAUGAAGGCACUCCUCCUUUCAGUGCAGUGAAGGCUCUUUGUGAUGUCAUAGCGAUACGCUUUUGUUGCCUAUUCCAGAUGUGGUGAUCUCAUUUCCAAAAAUGUCUGAUCUUUCUGUGUAAUAAAUGUUCCCUUUAUGACUUGAAAAA
Molecule: messenger RNA, 6254 nt
Organism: Conger conger (European conger)
Lineage: Eukaryota; Metazoa; Chordata; Actinopteri; Anguilliformes; Congridae
Gene: agbl5
Product: AGBL carboxypeptidase 5
Exons: 13
Coding region: 224-2989 (921 amino acids)
Biological process (GO): proteolysis; protein deglutamylation
Molecular function (GO): zinc ion binding; metallocarboxypeptidase activity
Source: RefSeq, a predicted model, not a curated record